UGUCGUUAUUGGGGAGUUCCAGCCCUCUGUGAAGUGCGACUACUUGUGUGUUAACAUCGCUUGAUAUUGACAAUAAUAUCUAUCUUUUAUCUAACUGGCUGUGAAAUCGACUACAAGCUAUUUCGGCUUUACAAUGGCAGUGAGAAUUGGUGAUGCCGGAACAGGGGGCGGAGAUUUGGAUCUGCGUUUGGUACCAGAAUUCGAUGGAGUUUCUCAAGACAUCGCUGAAUGGAUAGAUAAAUUGGAGCUGGUGUGCCGUCUGAAAGGAGUGGAAAGCCAGGAGAGCGUCAUUCCUCUGCGACUCACAGGAGGUGCAUUCAGCGUGUACCAGCAGCUGGAUGAAGAAAGUAAAAACGAUGCAAAAAAGAUUAAAGAAGCUUUGCUUACCGCUUUUGCUGCCGACAAAUUCUCGGCGUUCGAGCAGUUCGUGGCUCGCCGGCUCAGAGCGAAUGAAUCAGUAGACGUCUACUUAGCCGACCUGCGUCGUCUGUCACGGCUGGCCGGAGGGGUAAACGACGGCGUCCUUGCCUGUGCCUUCGUAGCCGGAUUGCCUGAAGAAACGCGUCACGCGCUGAGGUCGGGUUCUCGAAUGGAAUCACUGGAUCUCGCUCAAAUUGUGGCUCGCGCUCGUGCGCUGAUGGCUGACUACACGACGGUGGCCGCGGUGGCCCAACGGCCCGGCCAAGCGCCUAUGUUGAACGGCGGAGCCAAGCGGGAGGGGCCGGUACUAUGCUUCAUAUGUCGGCGCACUGGUCACCUGGCUAGAGAGUGCCGGACAGGGAGGAGCCGAGGAGCCUGUUUCAGCUGCGGCCAGUUCGGACACUUCGCUGCUAAGUGUCCGGGAAACGGAAACGGAGAGGAAGCCUCAGCGCCAGCCUCCUCUCCCGGCCUCGCGUUAGUGGAUCCCUGCCGCUCCGGCGCUUGUCAGUAAACGGGAGUCAGCGCACGGUUUUGAUCGACACCGGCUGCUCUAGAAGCAUCGUACACGCCUCAGCCUGUACCGACUGGAAACGGCAGCGUGAGAGUGUUUUCACUGUGAGCGGUGAGCGGAGCGAGUGCGACGGAGUAGGGCAGGUCUCGGUGCGUUUGGACAAUGGUGCAGAGGCUCACAUUGACUCGCUGGUUGUCAGAGAGAAGCCGCUGGGCCUUGACAUGAUCCUGGGAAUGGACGGCAUAAAAGCCCUCGGCGGCGUGACCGUUCUGUCGGAGAGGCAGUGUCAGUUUGGCGUCGAAACAGAAGCUGCAAUUACAGCAACGGCUGUGAUGGAAAUCGAUGAGUCGGACUUCAGAGUCAACUAUAACGAGAGAGACCGAAAAUGGACUGUAACAUGGAAGUGGAACGAUGAGAAGGGACCAAAGGAAUUAAGAAACACGGUAGCAGAGUAUCGGAUGGCGCCGACCGCCAGGGACAAGUAUCAAGAGGAAGUGGAGGAGUGGGUAUCCAAUGGCUGGCUGAUACCUUACAACGAGGAGGAGCAUGGACCUGUGCGAGGAACCGUGCCACUGAUGGCAGUCGUUCAGCCCAACAAAGAAAAAGUGAGGCCUGUGAUGGAUUUUCGCGAACUGAACGAGUACGUGACAACCCACACGGCCGACGCCGAUGUGUGCGCCCACAAGUUGCGUGAGUGGCGGCGGAAGGGGACAAACGUCGCACUCAUCGAUCUGCAGAAGGCAUACCUCCAGAUUCACGUUCACAGAUCGCUGUGGACGUACCAGACGGUCGUCUUUGGAGGGAAACGGUACUGCUUGACCAGACUCGGGUUUGGGCUGAAAUCAGCACCACAGAUCCUGAAAAGGGUGGUCGCCACCGUGCUGAACCACGACGAGAAGAUCCGUGACGCAACAUCGCCAUAUAUGGACGAUAUCUUCGUGGAUGAGAGUGUGGUCAGCGCCGAGCGCGUUGAGGACCACCUGCGUCAAUAUGGGCUCGAAUGCAAGCCCGCAGAACGCGUGAGUGGCAAUGGAGCUCGUGUGCUCGGACUUCGUGUCCGAGAGGAGGGAGAGCGGCUGAGAUGGGAGCGUGACAAUGAGAUGGGACAGAUUCCGCAGCGCCCGACACGCCGAAGUGUAUUUUCGUUGUGCGGGCGGCUGGUAAGUCACCUACCAGUCUGUGGCUGGCUACGAGUCGCCGCCUCGUUUGUGAAGAGAAGAGCCAAUGCCGUAACGGCGGCGUGGGAUGAUCCGGUCGAAGACCCCCAGGUCUUGGAGAUGAUGAGCGAGAUGGUGAGCCGAGUACGGGAGAGCGACCCGGCUCGCGGCCGAUGGGACGUCUCUGGCGACGCGGCUACUCUCUGGGUGGACGCCAGCUCAGUGGCUCUCGGAGCGGUACUGGAGGUGAACGGUGACGUCAUAGAAGACGCGAGCUGGCUCAGGAAGGACGACUGCGGCCACAUCAAUUUGGCAGAGCUGGAAGCAGUCCUGAAAGGCCUGAACCUGGCGGUAGCGUGGGAUAUGAAGGAUAUCCGUUUGAUGACCGACUCGCAAACCGUAUUCCACUGGCUGUCUGACGCGCUAUCGGGGAAGGCUCGGAUCAAAACGAAAGCGGCCAGUGAGCUUUUGAUCCGCCGACGUCUUCAAACGAUCACUUCCAUCGCUGAGGAGUACGACCUCAGAAUAGACGUCCACUUCGUGCCGUCUGCAGAAAAUAAAGCGGACAGCUUGACCCGAGUGCCUAACAGGUGGCUGAAAAGAAAAGAAGUCGGUGAUCCGGUAUGUGCUGCUGUCGGGGAACUGACGUCAGCAGAGGUGACGCGCAUCCACGAGAUAGUCGGACACCCUGGGAUUCGGCGCACCCUGUACUUCUGCCGCAGAAAGUCGCCAACAGUGUCGCGAAAAAUGGUACAAGGCGUGGUGCGCCGCUGCAUUAAGUGCCAGUCAAUUGACCCUGCACCGGCUACGUGGCCCAGAGGCAAGCUGAGCGUGGAGACUGUGUGGUUCAGAGUGGGCGUGGACGUGACGCACGUGCAAGGAAGUCACUAUCUAAGCAUGAUAGAUUGCGGACCAUCACGCUUCGCGAUCUGGAAGAGGCUGAUUCGUCAGGACGCAAGGAGCAUGAUUCAGCAGCUCGAGCUGGUUUUCCUGGAGCGAGGUGCGCCAAAGGAGCUGCUGAUCGACAACUACCCAGCCUUUCGAGCCUCCGCGUUCUGCGAGUUUGCAGAGAGGUGGGGCAUCAAGAUCAUCUUCAGAUGUGCCCAUUCUCCAAGUGGAAACGGCAUCACCGAGCGGUGCCAUCGAACGGUGAAGACCAUCGUCGCACGCUCAGGCUGCAGCGUCAUGGAGGCUGUCAACCUGUACAACAUCACACCGAAGGAUGAUGUGGAUGCUGGCUCUGCACCGGCGAACAUGGUGUACUCGUACGAGGUUCGAGUGCGCGGAAUUGGUGGAGACGAUGAGCAGAGCCCCGGGCAGGUGAUAUCCUGUCGGUUCAGCAUCGGCGACAGGGUGUGGAUCAAGGAUCCUAGCAGGCGAUGCGAUGUACCGAGCGCCAAGGGCACGGUGACGCAAGUGCUGUCCGCUCAAUCGGUUGAAGUGGACGGCAUUCCGAGACACGUCAGAGAUCUGCGCCACGUCACAGACCAGGGCCCGGAUCGGGCGGCCGCUCCAGCGCCGCACAGCGACCGUGACGACGGGCCGCUGCUGAUCUCAGUACAGCAGCGCAGAAGAGCUCUGGGAGGAGCAGAAAAUGACUCAGAGCCACAGCAUGGACACGAGCGGGACGCAGACGGUCCAGACGAAACAGAAGUGGAAGAGGACAGUUUCGCGCAAAACGAGGACGCUCAAGCAGAUAGGGACGGAGGACUGACGCAAGUAGAAAGGACUGGUCUCAAUGGAACACGCACAGCGGAGCCACCACCGGCCCUGAGGAGAAGCACGAGGAGGCGGCAGACCCGAGAUAUAUGUAGUUGUGAUCAUUUAUGAUCAGGGAGGAGUGUAGUGUUAAUUCGGAAUUAGGAAGUUCGUGACAAUUGUUAUGUUGCCAUGGCAACCAGAUCAAGGAGCCUGACUUAUUGAUGGAAUGGUGUCGUUAUUGGGGAGUUCCAGCCCUCUGUGAAGUGCGACUACUUGUGUGUUAACAUCGCUUGAUAUUGACAAUAAUAUCUAUCUUUUAUCUAACUGGCUGUGAAAUCGACUACAGUCCCGUUGCCAAUAGCGCUCGUUCUACGAUGUACUCGAACUGUCUUAAUCAUUGAUUCUCGCUCAGCUCAUACAGCCUCUUCAACCGGCCCAGGCAAUGAACCAACCCCUGACCCUCCCU
This is a messenger RNA of Amphibalanus amphitrite, 4255 nucleotides long. RefSeq lists its product as uncharacterized. Gene Ontology annotation, molecular function: nucleic acid binding; RNA-DNA hybrid ribonuclease activity. The transcript has 2 exons. The record is from RefSeq and is a predicted model, not a curated record. Bases 1153 to 3918 code for a protein of 921 amino acids. NCBI's taxonomy places the organism in Eukaryota, Metazoa, Arthropoda, Thecostraca, Balanomorpha, Balanidae. Gene Ontology annotation, biological process: DNA integration.